GCUCAUUUAAUUAGCUACCUGUAACUGCCAUAUAUAACAGAGUAUUGAAACACACGUCCACUUGUUGGUGUUAAUGAAAGAAGGAAAAACGUGGUUAUAUCUAGGCAGAGGCGUACGUAAACAUAGAACAAUGAGAAGUAUCGGAGUGACUGCGCUACUUUUUGGGUUGGUGUGUCUAUAUGUUGAUGAAGCAAUGGCACAAAGAACGUGUUGCGGCAGACCGAAGGAAUGUCCGCCUGGCUGGGUGCGCAAUUAUGACUCUUGCUAUCAAUAUGCGUCGGGCAAUACAAAAGUCACGUGGUACGAAGCAAACGCCAUCUGUCAAAUGAAACAUUCUCAUCUCCUUGCAAUCGAAUCUCCUGCCGAAAUGGACUUCAUCAAAUCGCAAUACAGAAUCGCUCUCUGGACCGGAGGAAACAUACUGAGUGGUGGGGGAAAAUUCAAAUGGGCCGAGGGUGGCUGUUACAAAUCGAGGGAAGUAGGCUACUCGAACUGGAGUCCAAAUGGUCCACAACCAGAUAACCACUUGGGGAAGGAGUCUUGUCUCAUGAUAUGGGAUCAACAGUUCCGAUGGGCUGAUUUUGAUUGCAACUACAAACUUAGUUAUGUCUGUGAAAUAAAUUUGUAAUAAAAAGUAUUAGAUAGUACACGAUCGUACUAAAUAGAAC
Molecule: messenger RNA, 668 nt
Organism: Owenia fusiformis
Lineage: Eukaryota; Metazoa; Annelida; Polychaeta; Sabellida; Oweniidae
Source: the annotation of a GenBank genome assembly